GUUGUUUCCAAUCUUGGACCAGAGCAGCGACACAGCUGACCAAAUAGUGGUUGCUAGGGCAGCUAGCACGUUAGCCUAUCACGUUAACCUGUUUUUAAAUAAUUUUUCUCUUUCAAGUAGUUGUUGUUUUAAUCGGCGAUAAAAGCAUGUAGGGAAUGUGUCUACGCUUUAUAGAAAAAUGUUGUUAGUAACGUUAGAUAUUUGUAUUUUUAACAUGCUAUCUCUGGCUGUCUGUUAGCCUUAUAGCGAGCUGCUGCUCAGUCUGUUGACAGACUGAUAUUACCAUAGCGAAGUCAUUCGUGAUAUUGUAGAUAAAUAUAUUUUCCAAAUCCCUUUAAACGUUUGGGAGCAAGUGCAAUAUGGACACGAAUGUACAGAAGAGGCGAGAAAAUAAAAAGUCUUUACGGGUAAAGGUGAUCAGUCUGGGAAAUGCAGAGGUUGGGAAGAGUUGCAUUAUUAAACGGUACUGUGAAAAGCGAUUUGUUCCCAAGUAUUUGGCCACUAUUGGGAUAGAUUACGGAGUAACCAAGGUUCAGGUUCGGGACAGGGAGAUGAAAGUAAACAUUUUUGAUAUGGCUGGACAUCCAUUCUUCUAUGAGGUUCGCAAUGAGUUCUAUAAGGACUCUCAGGGGGUGAUUUUGGUCUACGAUGUUGGGCUGAGGGAAAGUUUUGACGCUCUAGACAGCUGGCUUACAGAGAUGAAGCAGGAGAUGGGGUCCCAAGCCAACAUGGAAAAUAUCAUCUUCGUUGUUUGUGCCAACAAGGUUGACCUGACCAAACGGCGUGUGGUAGAUGAGAGUGAGGGAAGGCUUUGGGCUGAGAGCAGAGGAUUUCAUUACUUUGAAACUUCUGCACAGAGUGGUGAAGGCAUCAAUGAAAUGUUUCAGGCCUUUUUCUCUUCUAUAACUGACAUGUGUGAGAAUGGAGGAAAAAGACCCACUCCAGAGGUCAGUGUCGGUUUUACAAAAGAGCAGGCCGACACUAUCCGACGGAUCCGCAACAGCAAAGACAGCUGGGACAUGCUGGGUGUCAAACCUGGGGCAACAAGGGAGGAAGUCAACAAGGCGUACAGAAAGUUGGCUGUACUGUUACAUCCAGACAAGUGUGUGGCUCCAGGCAGCGAGGAUGCUUUUAAAGCAGUGGUCAAUGCUCGCACUUCCCUUCUCAAGAAUAUCAAGUAGGACAUGUGCUCAUACACACGUGCAUCUCCUCUGGUUUCCAUUAAAAACAUCUUCCUUAGUAUAUAUCUGGAAUUUGCCAUAAAAAAAGAAGAUCUUCUUUUAUCUACAGUGUGCCACAAGAAUGUUACUGUUAUGAAUUUUGUCUGUAUGCCUGUUUUGAUAGUUUGCUGUGGUGUUUGUUUAAUUUAUGUUAUUAUUUAUAGUUUAUUGUAUCCAUGUGCAUUAAAUUCUUCUAGCCAGGACAAUUUUCAGUAUAAAUAACAUUGUAAGAAUUGUUUUAUCCUUUUUAUGGGAUUACAAGCUAGGUCUCCCAAUAAUGAAAGUAUGUAAACUGGGUUUGAAACUUUUUAAUGAUACUAAAACCUAACCAUGUUAUAUCCAACCUAGCUUGUUAAUUUUAAAUGUUACAGUAGCAAAAUCUUUGCAAUGUUCUGAGCUGUCAGAUCUCAACCUAGAUCACAUGCACAGUGUCCACCCACAGUAUAGACAUACAGGUAAAAGAUCACUAAUUUACUAACUUUUCUGCUUAGUUGCACUUACUAUGAGGAAAGACGGACAAAUAUGGGUGAUUCUCAUGAAAUCAGAUUUUUUUUAACAGACCUUGAAGCCAUUUUUUUUUUUUGCACAUAAAGGAUAAAGGUGUGAACUUACUAUAACCAUUAUUUUUAGAGGAUUUAUAUUUCCUAUCGAGUUAUUUAAAUUUUUUAGAUUAUCAUUAUCAAAAAUUAUCAUUACCGCAACAUGAUAUUUUAUUAAAUAUAUGCAUUUACAAACUUAUGUUUCGGUAAUGAGAACUAAAAAGUUGUCCCGGUAUUAUGACAAACAAAAUUUCAACUUUAUCUGGAGAAAAAAAAUAAGAACUGCUUACCUGGCAGCCAUCUUGAAUGUCACGGUCAAUUAUGUCUCUUCCAACAUUUUUUUUUAAAUGUUAGUUCAUUGACGACUUAAACAAUGAUUGAAAAUUGUUGCGGAGGAUGAGAAAAUUGGUCUUGGACACACUUAUAUUCCUUAUUAUUGUCUCUUCAUUUAUCAGUGAUCAACAAAUACCACAUGUUUCUUUACUGUAAAUGUUUAUAGUAUAACAUGCACUAAAGCUUUAAAAAAUUUUUAUUUUUUAAUUAUAAAUAAUUCCAUGUCAAAGAACCCAAAUCCAGUCGUGGACACGUUGCGGUAAUGAAAAUUAUCCCCUUAAUGUGGAAAAAACUACGAAAUUGGUUUGUAUGAUGUCAUUUGAAAUCGUGUGCAAAAUAGUACAUGAAGAGAUGUUUGUAACUGUAUGCUUCGUAUUUUGAUACAGUAGCAUUUACUUUUAUCAACAUUUUUUUUAUGACACCUCAUAAGUCUAAUUUCGCAAGAAUCACCCAUAUGGGUGAUUCCCAGUCUUAUCUCCACUUUAUCUUAUAGCUCACAUAAGUUGUUUACAUGUUCAAUUCAACUCAUAUUUAUUUAUAUAGCACUUUUACAAUGUUGCAUUGUCUCGAAGCAGCUUUACAUGAAAAAAGAACAGGAAAUUACAUUUACAGCAUAGAAUACAAUGUUAUAUGUCAAUGUCAUGAACAUGUAAAGGCUGAUGUAUAGUCAAUUUUUUACGGGUAUGCAAGGGUCUGCGUACAGUACAUGUGACGCAGUUUUCAUCAUCAGAAGAGUGCUUUUUUCUACUUUUAUAAUUUCGUUUUUUUUCUUGUCAUUUAUUAUUAAAACAUUUAAUUGAAAUAUCAAAAUCAUUGUUAUUGCUAAACAUUAAUUGGACAAUUUUUUUGUGUCAUUCACCACAACGGCAAGCAAUUGCGCGACCCACCUUAUCCCACUGUGUGACCCACAAGUGGGUCCCAACCCACAGUUUUAAAAACCUCUAUUAAAGCUGUGCGUUCGACUGCAGGCGUGCAUUCGCAUACACGUAAAAUACAGACUAUACUCUGAGCUUAGGUCUCUUGUGUAUUUCUUUGAAUAACAUAUGACUAACUGAAGUGCCGUCGGUUCAUUCACCUGUUAAGAUUGUAAAGUAUGUUAAUAACCUGUGAAAACCUAGCUUAAGCCAUUUUUAUUUUUAUUUUAAAAUUAAACUACAAGACUUUAGCCUGGAUUUAACAGAAAGGGUCUCAUAUAUCCAAAUAUUGGGUACAGUAAUUAGUUUAUAUGAUAACAGACUUAAUCAUGGAACAGUAUGUGGUCAGUAGUGCCAAGACUGCUAAAUGUUUUUUGUGUACAGUAAGUACAGUUUACUAGUCCUUAAAAAACACAUUGGAGUGUUUCCUAAAAUGCACAGUUUAAAAAAUAACUAUUGCUAACUUUUCAAUUCAUUACUGUAAGUGUAUUAUGCAUGAAAAUGAAUAGUAUCUGAUCCCAGGAUACUGUACGGCAAAGGGUCUUCGUUUACACUUUACUGAGAAUCAGCUGUUACAAACGCAGAGUUUCCAGAUGUGCCAGCAUGCAUAAGCUUGACUGAUGUGUAGGUAACCACUGUAAUGCAAGUAUAUCAAAUCUUGUAUUUUUUUAUGGAAUUGUAGGCGUUCGUGUGAUGUGAGUUUACAUGUGUAAUGCAAACAUUAUUUAUAUUUUUAAACAUUUAUCUGAACAGAACAUCUUUAUUUCGAAGCACAUUUUUGGGGACAUUCAAUAAGAUGCUGCCUUGUUCACUACAGUAUGUUGGACUACAGUAUGUACCUAACAAAUCAGACUUUACGCCAACCAUAAUGUAAAAAGGUCAGUACUGACUCUUAUUAUACCUUAAUGUUUCAUUAUCUUCCCUUAUUAUAUGAUAAUCAGAUCAAAUGUGGAUCACUUGUGUAUUGUUUAUGCCUAUUGUUACAUUUCAUGACAUGGAUUUGUCCGAGUAUAAACGUGUUUAAAGGCAUGAGCAAGAAGCAUGAACAAACAUGUUUGUUCAGGCGUGUUUACAUAGAUGUCAAGGCCACCGCAUUAUGGAAAAAGUUAGUGGCUCUGUUUUAUGCACAGAAGCAUUUACUUUCUCCAAUUAUGUUAUAUACUGUACUGUAUUAAAGAACUAGUUGUGAA
Molecule: messenger RNA, 4196 nt
Organism: Paramisgurnus dabryanus
Lineage: Eukaryota; Metazoa; Chordata; Actinopteri; Cypriniformes; Cobitidae
Gene: dnajc27
Product: DnaJ (Hsp40) homolog, subfamily C, member 27
Molecular function (GO): GTP binding; GTPase activity
Source: RefSeq, a predicted model, not a curated record